Molecule: messenger RNA, 606 nt
Organism: Trichoderma asperellum CBS 433.97
Lineage: Eukaryota; Fungi; Ascomycota; Sordariomycetes; Hypocreales; Hypocreaceae
Source: RefSeq, a predicted model, not a curated record
GCAUAUUCUUGUUAUCAACUAUCUGAGCACCAGACAUGUGCAAGCUGAUGCUCUCGUCAGCUCCCAAAUCAUGCUGUCUCUCCUCGUGGCGCUUGGCUCACUCCAGCUUUUGCAAACGCCUCGUUUUCUCUCUAUCUCUCUCUGGCUCGCGCAAAUACCUAGUACUACUAGCAGUAAACAGCUCUACACUCACGCCCCCUUCCUCUCCUCCUUGUCUCUCUUCCAUGUCUUGUGCGUUUUUGCGUCUCUCAUCCCAUCUCUCAUGUUGUACGACCCCACGCCUGCAGGCAGCUUGACUCAGACAAAAAAGACCCCUACAAGGCUUUCGGCGAAACAUUGUUUAGCGGCCUCUCUCCUGGACCCCGAAUCUUUGAUAUUGCAUUCCAGCCAAGAAAACGACGGUUACUUAGUGCUAGCGGCACUACUACUAUUAGAAGCAGGUAUCUAUAGCCUAAUUUUCUAGGAGAUCGUCGCCACGUUUUUUUCCCUCUCCCUUGUUCAGGAGAAGAGACAGCAAAGGCGUUCAUCGGCAUCCAUUUGCGUCCUAUUUUUGGGGCCCUGGCAAUGUCUGGGAAAACCCAAGGAGAUAUUCUAAAUUUGGAACUG